Molecule: messenger RNA, 1029 nt
Organism: Salvia miltiorrhiza (redroot sage)
Lineage: Eukaryota; Viridiplantae; Streptophyta; Magnoliopsida; Lamiales; Lamiaceae
Exons: 2
Coding region: 1-1029 (342 amino acids)
Source: RefSeq, a predicted model, not a curated record
AUGAACGCAUUGUUUAUAGGUGUUGGUAUUGACUCAGACACUGACUCUAGCUUGUAUAGUGAUGUCCAGUCAGAUGGUGAUGAUGAAUUGAUGGAGGGAGAUCAUGUUUUAGAUUCAGUAGAAGUUGGGGAGCAGGGUAAAUUUGAAAUAGGCAUGACCUUUGCAGGGGCAAAGGAUUGUAGGGAUGCUAUCAAUUCCUAUGCUGUGAAGUUUGGAUACAAACUUAAGUUUGUAAAAACUGAACCUAAGAGAAUCAGGGUGAUCUGCAUUAGUGAGAAGUCUUGUCCUUUUGUUAUGUUUGCUUCAAAAGAUGGGGAGACAGAAGGGUUAGUUGUUAAGACUUUGGUAGCCCAACAUAACUGUUCUAGGCAGAGGGAGGUGUCUGGUGCCUCUCAAGCAUACCUUGCCAACUAUUUCAAGGAGGCAUUGUAUAGAAAUCCCAAGUUUUCAUCUAGGGAUAUGCAGGGGCAAGUGAAAGAACAAUUAAAACUUCAUGUUAGCUUGAUUAAAUGCAAAAGAGCUAAGAAAAUCAUUCUGACCAAACUGAAAGGCAGCUACAUAGAAGAGUUCAAUAUGCUUUGUGGCUAUAUUGAGAAGGUGAAAGAGACAAACCCGGGGACAAAGAUGGAGUUGCGGUUAUCUAGGGAUGAGUUAGCAAAUGGCAGGAGAGUGUUCAAGAGAAUUUUAGAUGCAUGUAAGAAAAAUUGGCUGGGGGGUUGUAGGCCUUUGAUUUCAUUAGAUGGAUGUCAUCUUAAGGGGGUUACAUUUGGUGUACUUCUAACAGCUGUUGGCAAAAAUGCCAAUGAUGGUAUUAUUCCAAUAGCUUGGGCAGUGGUCAAUAAGGAGAACAAACACAACUGGACUUGGUUUCUAAGUUGGUUGAAGUGUGAGCUGGAGCUUGGUGAUGGGGCGUUUGAGGUCGUUGUCAUCGACGAUCUUGAUGAAGCUGCUGGGUACCAGAAGGGCCACGGAGGAGAUAAGUACGUGCUGAAGUCGUGUUCAACACCUUCUUCCGCUCUUGACAAGUAG